This is a messenger RNA of Paramuricea clavata, 2213 nucleotides long. The record is from the annotation of a GenBank genome assembly. Lineage: Eukaryota; Metazoa; Cnidaria; Anthozoa; Malacalcyonacea; Plexauridae.
AUGCUUAAUGACAAGGAACGAAAUCAAGCCUAUAGGAAUGCUAUAGAUCGUGCUGUGAAAAAUGGGUGUGGUCGAGUCUUAGAUAUUGGUAGUGGAACAUGUAUUUUAAGCAUGUUUGCAGUCCAGUCUGGUGCCAAAGAAGUGUACGCUUGUGAAAUGUCCAAAACAAUGUAUGAUCUUUCAUUGGAUAUCCUGUCAGCCAAUCAGAUGAAAGAUUCUGUCCAUGUGAUUAACAAGAAGUCACAUGAUUUGACAAUACCUGGUGACCUGCCUGGGCAAGUCUCACUGAUUGUUACCGAGACCUUAGAUUGCGGUUUACUAGGGGAGGGAAUCAUAAGUACAUUAACCCAUGCAAAACAUGAGCUUUUAGCAGCCAAUCUGAAAGCUCAAAUUAUUCCCAAGGGAGCUAUUGUGUAUGGGCAGCUAAUCCAAUGCGAGAAGAUCAGAAAUUAUUCCCAAGUAAAGCAGGCUAUUUUUAGCCAUGAUGUAAGUAGUGUCCAUAUCCGAGGUGCCGAAAUUUCUGAAAAAGGUGAAGAGCCUUACACAACUGAAGAGAUGAGCUGUAUUGACCAUGUGACUCUAUCGAAUCCUUUCCACAUAACAACUUAUGAUUUCCAAACACCUGAGAACUACAUGGAAGAAUCUAAGGACAACCUUAAUGUUUCAAUUGUUAGAUCAGGCUGUUUAGAUGCUAUUAUGGUGUGGUUUGAACUAAGGUUGGAUGCUCAGGAAACUUUGUCGAGUGCUCCAGGUCAUAGUGUAUGCUGGGAACAGGCUGUCUAUCCAUGCCGACUCUCAGAAGGUGAACAAACUGUUGAGGCCAGUGAUGAAGUCAUAUUGAAUGUCCGACUGACAAGCAGUGCAAUAUGUCUGGACGUUCUGGACAUUACUAGAAGUCAGUCUAUUCAGCCAUCUCCUAAGGUUGAUGGUAUUUUGUCUUCUCAAGAACUAAGCAAAUUGAAUGAUGUUGAAAGCGGUCACGCUGUUCCAGCAAGCUGUAAGCAUAAUACUAGUACAAAUUUGCCAUAUCAAGAGCUAAACAAGUUGAAUGAUGUUGAAUUAAGUGAAAGUAUCACAUUGCCUUAUCAAGAUAUAAGCAAGUUAAAUGAUGCUGAUUUAACCGAAAGUUGCAAUGAGGCACUCUCGGAUGCUUUUGAGAAGCUGAAAUUAUCUUCCACCAACUAUUCAACCCUGGGAUGCAUUGUGCUAUGCAGUUCACUGACUUUCAAUCCAUUGUUUGCAUUAUGGUCAGGACUUUCACCCGUUGUUUGCAUCACCAAUGACACAAAUUUUAUGCAGUGUUUGAAAACACUAGCUGGUGAGAGGGAAUGCUCAGGAAGCCUUCGUUUCAUGGACAAGCCCCUUGAAGUGCUAGCUGGAACCGAAGGCUGGGGCGUCCUGAUAAUCGACCCUAUCGAACCAGGCGGGCAGCUGAGGCAAGGAGUGGUCGAAGAUAUUGUGCUUGCCAAAGGAUGUGUGCUCCCUAAGGAUGUUGGGAUAGUCUUGCCGAGAAAGAUUGAAGUCUGGGGAAUGUUGAUCAGCUCUAGAUCAUUAUGUCAGAAAAGUCAUGUGACUAGUGAUGAUGUCACAUUAGGCCUUGACAUUGCAGGUCAUUGUCUUUAUUAUUAGUAGCAAUAGUAUAUCAUCCAUCCAGUGAUCCAAAUGUCCCAUUGUCUUUCCAUUGUUUGGAAAAUGCCACUGUUCUCCAUGCCAUCCAGUCACUCAUUGUGUUGAUAUAUUUAUGCCAUGAUACAAAAUGCUAAUUUUGUUAUUUUGCAGGUUUUAUCAACACUUUUCGAGUCAAAAACCAAAUUGAUUUUGAUGUCAAAAGCAACCCCUUUGUCUCACUGUCUGAUCCAGCACUACUUCUAACAUUGGAUUUUAUGAAACCUCAUGAUGAUGAUUCCUUACUUUCCCUCUUGAAUGUGACAUGUGAUACACACAUGACAGCAUCGAAACAAGGAAAGGCUGAUGGUCUGAUGUAUUGGUUCAACCUUGGCUAUACAGAAGGAAAAACGGUGAGCACAGACCCAGAAACUGGCUGUCAUUUUAAUCAAGUUGUUAUAAUGUUUAAAGAGAAGGUUGAUGUAAUCUCUGGGCAGAAGUUGGUUGUGAGGACAUCUUGUAAGAACAGUUGUGUCAUGGCUACCGUUCAUGCAGGCACUUUAAAUGAAUAUUCACAACCUCUUUUUGUAGUACCAAAUAAGGAUUAA